Gigantopelta aegis is the source of this 1982-nucleotide messenger RNA. RefSeq names its product ras suppressor protein 1-like. The transcript has 9 exons. Gene Ontology annotation, molecular function: protein binding. The record is from RefSeq and is a predicted model, not a curated record. NCBI's taxonomy places the organism in Eukaryota, Metazoa, Mollusca, Gastropoda, Neomphalida, Peltospiridae. The coding region runs from base 97 to 918 and encodes 273 amino acids.
UUGUUAGGCAAUUUUGUUUCCUCAACUUGCCAUAAAAGGAGAAGUUAUAAUUUUAGUGUAGUUUUUAAUGUUUAUGGUAAAUUUUAGUGUAGUAAAAUGACUGCAAAACUUAAAAAGAUCGUCGAAGAGUCUAGAGAUACAAAAAAUCCCGAACUGGAUCUCGUUGAUCGAGGAAUCGUUAGCUUUUCAGAAGUCCCUGGGUUGAUGCAAUUACGACAUGUAACGAGGAUCACUGCCAGCCACAACAGGAUUGCAAGUAUUCCUGCUAAUAUCGCUGAUUUUGUCAAUUUGGAAAUCUUGAAUCUUUUCAACAACUGCAUUGAGGACUUACCUACAACACUAUGUACCAUGCCUAAGCUAAAGAUCUUGAAUGUUGGUAUGAAUAAGAUCAGUAGUUUGCCGCGAGGGUUUGGUGCAUUUCCUGUUCUUGAGGUUCUUGAUCUGACAUACAACAAUCUCAAUGAACAGAGUCUGUCAGCGAACUUCUUCUGUUUAGAUACACUGAGAGCUUUAUACCUUGGUGACAAUGACUUCGAAACCUUACCGACGGACAUUGGCCAUCUGAAAAACCUGCAAACACUGUGUCUGAGAGAGAACGAUCUGGUCAUGCUACCGAAGGAAGUCGGUGAUCUCCACAGACUCCGAGAACUGCAUAUCCAAGGCAACAGACUCACCGUGCUGCCUCCCGAGAUUGGGAAUCUGGAUUUAGUUGGGAUGAAGCAGGUCUUCAAGGCAGACAACAACCCGUGGGUAACACCAAUUGCCGACCAGUUUCAAGUCGGGAUUUCUCACGUUUUUGAUUAUAUCCGAUCAGAUACAUACAAGUUUCUGUACGGUCGACACAUAGCUGCGGGUGCUAUCCCUCCUCCAAAGGCGACGGACAAAUCGAAGAAAAUCAGCCGUGUGCGGCCCAAGUGAAGUCGGGAAUUCCAGUUUUUAAUGGACACAUCAUCAUACAAUGAAGGGGAGAUAACCCUUUGCAUGCUUUAUACCGUAUCUCCAUAUUUAGUGCUACCAUUAUGCAUGUGGAAAGCUGACUCUGUAUCUGUGUAGGAGAUGUUAACUUUGACUCUUGUCUGUGGUAAACGGAGGUAAAUGGGUGUGUGUUGUUUAAAGUGACUGCAAUUACUGGAUGAAGGAUAAAAGGAUGGAAGUCUUUGAGGAGUUAAACUGAAGGUUGAUUUAGCAGCUUCACAGCAGUGGUAGAAACACUGGCAUAGCUGUGGUGGGGGGGAUGGGCUAUGACCCACCAUUUCACAUCUCUCUUUCAUUUUCCCCACCACCUUUCAUAUUUGCCCGUCGCCCCAUAACACUAUUCAUAGAUAGUUUGCCCCCUGCCUCUCCCCCCACCCCCAAUAUGAAAUCCUGGCUAUGCCAAUGGUAGAAACUAGCAUUAGUCUCCAUGUGACAAGGGAACAGAGCUGCUUGGAGACACAAACCAUUUAAAUGACACUAGUGCCCUAGGUGUGUUGGGUACGUUACAGUGUGAUUAUGAUGUAAUAACAUGUAAUACGAGUUGUAUUAUACAUGUAUUUCUUGGUCAGAUACAAAUGUUACAAAUCUGUUCCAUCGUGUAGUUCCAGCUGGUAUUGGGGGUGAGAAGGCUGAUGAUUUUUCACUGGUACUAGUAACUUCUCUUUAAGCUACUAAUUUUCUAUAGUCGUCCCACAAAGAACUCCCUUUUUUCAUGCUAUGGAAUUUACUAUCAGAUAUUUAUUCCUGAACUGAAUGAUUUGUCAAUUAACACACAGAAAUAGGUUUUGUUUUGGUUAUUUUCAAAGCACUUUUACAUUUCUUCUUAUGUCAAACCAAAGUGAAAUUAUUUUAAAAAAAACAAACAUUUUUUAUAGAAUGAUGGGACAAACUAUAGGGCAGCGGAUAUUAUUUUAAAAUUUCAACCCCUUUUCACAUGGCGAAACCUUUAUCCACUUUUCCUGCUAGACAGUAUAGAAAGGCAGUGCAAUAAAAAAUACAGUGAAAGA